Panicum virgatum (switchgrass) is the source of this 1140-nucleotide messenger RNA. RefSeq lists its product as uncharacterized. Lineage: Eukaryota; Viridiplantae; Streptophyta; Magnoliopsida; Poales; Poaceae. The record is from RefSeq and is a predicted model, not a curated record. The coding region runs from base 78 to 740 and encodes 220 amino acids. The transcript has 7 exons. Gene Ontology annotation, molecular function: protein binding.
GAGGCCCAGGAUCAACCACGGAUCUCGAAGAGUAGAGAGAGUCUCAACUGGUGGAAGAGGCUCCCCGAGCCCCGGCCAUGGCUGCUGCCGGCGACGAGCCGGAGACGGUGGAGGUGACGCUGCGCGCCGUCGGCCCGUCCCGCCCCACCACCCUCCGCCUCCCUCCGCUUCUCUCGGUCGCCGAGCUCCGCCGACGCAUCGCGCGCGAUCGCCGUCUCGCAGCCACAGAAGAGGCCCGCCUCCGCCUGGUCCUGCGUGGGAGGACGCUCCCGCACCAAGACGACGCCCAAAUCAACCUCCGCGAUGGGGAUACACUAAUAGUGGCUGUGGCACCUAAGCCGCCUGCUAAGCAUCUCCGUGACGAUGACGAUGAGGAGGAAGAGGAAGAGCUGAAGUUCAAAAUGCCUCAAACGACAACCUGGUGGAAGAGGAAAAUCUUCAUGUUCCUUCGAGACAAAAUGAGGCUUCCUGAUAUCGUUUUGAUGGCGCUUUUUUCGCUCAGUAUGAAGGCAUGGAUUAUUAUUGCAAUGUGGUUCCUAUUUGCACCUAUAGCUCAAAAAUAUGGCCUUGGACCUCUAUAUAUACUUGGUACUGGUUUCUUGAUCAUACUUCUUAAUCUCGGAAGGCGACAACAGGGUGAUGUUAGUGCAUAUUCCAUAUUCAAUGAAGACUUCAGGGAGCUGCCAGGAACACUUAAUGCAGAUCGCAUAGAUAGAGACAUCCGGGCAGGUCAAUUUUGAGCCUAAUCUCGGUGAAUAGCAACCAUAAUUUGCUGAGAUUUGUAUAGAAGCAUAGUGGGCCUUUGUAUUUCUUUGUGCCUGGAAAACACUUUCAAGAUUAAGAUGGUGCCCAUCUCUAAGGCCAAUGUAUUUCUUACCUUAAGUGAAAUAUCGCUGGGUGUUGAUGAUGGGAAAUUACCAGCAGACUUUUGAAGAUAUCCGAAUUUGCGAACCCAAAUGAGCAGAGUCCGCUAAGACUGACAGUGACAAUGUGCCGUUCCUGCUCUUAUGGGCCCUUUAGAUGCUGUACUGGUUACAUGUAUAAGUUUGAUUUAAGUUGAUACUGGUACAGAGGUUCUUUGAGAUACAAGUUAGUUGUACAUGGACAUUCUCUUACCAACUUAGAACUUUGCUCAAAAUA